Kockovaella imperatae is the source of this 3560-nucleotide messenger RNA. RefSeq names its product muts domain V-domain-containing protein. The coding region runs from base 191 to 3496 and encodes 1101 amino acids. The record is from RefSeq and is a predicted model, not a curated record. NCBI's taxonomy places the organism in Eukaryota, Fungi, Basidiomycota, Tremellomycetes, Tremellales, Cuniculitremaceae. Gene Ontology annotation, biological process: mismatch repair. The transcript is spliced from 20 exons. Gene Ontology annotation, cellular component: nucleus; MutSalpha complex. Gene Ontology annotation, molecular function: ATP-dependent DNA damage sensor activity; mismatched DNA binding; ATP binding.
UGAGCUGGUGGUCCGUGCGCAGAUUAAUCAUAUGCCUGGUGUAUCCAAUUGAGAUCCCACCUUGAUGUUACGUUCAUUUCCACCUUCAAUUUCCCGUUGCAAGAUACCAACCUGACAUCUCUCCUUACAGUCUCGCCGAGCCAAACGCAAGGUUGUCUACGCAGAAUCAGAUUCUGACUCUGAUGUCGGCAUGAUCUCCCAGAAACCAUUACAGAGCAAGCUGCCUGCGAAGCGGAAGAGCUUGCAAAACGAUUCGGACUCGGACGAUUUCAUGCUGGAUCUAGAUGACGAUGUCAUGAUGGAGGCUGCAGAUGAGUAUGAAGCUUCCGUCAUGUCCGACUCUCCAGGUCCUCCCCUUGCGAAAUCGGUCAAGCGAUCGAAAGGCUUCGCUCAACCUGCCAAAUCAGCGCCAAAACCCUCAACAUCCCUAUCCCGUCCACCCCCUCGCCCAUUUGCCUCUAGCUCCAAAGGCGGUUCCCGAGCCGCGUCUGAUCGGUCAGACUCCCGUGCCGGAUCCGACGUGUUCCUCACAUUGGCUGAGUUGCGCAAGGAGGAGGAUAAAGACGCAAAAAAAGAAGGUGGAGAAGUUUUCCCCUUCUUGAAGAAGCCUCGAGACGCACAGGGUCGAUACGAGGAUGACCCAGAUUACGACAAACGAACCCUGCUGAUCGAAGAGCAUCACUUCAAGGACAUGACCCCGUUUGAGAAGCAAUUCUGGUGGAUCAAAAGAUGGUACUACGACACUGUCCUUUUCUUUCAAAAGGGUUACUUUUACGAGCUCUACGAGAACGACGCGGAGAUCGGGCACAGAGAAUUCGAUCUCAAGCUGACCAGUCGGGUCAAAAUGAAGAUGGUCGGAGUUCCAGAACAGCAAUUUGAGAUUUGGGCUGCAAAAUUCCUUGCCGCCGGGUACAAGGUUGGUAGGGUCGACCAGAAGGAGACUGCCAUUGGAAUGGACAUGCGGACACAGAAGGACGCAAGCAAGAAAACCGCAUCCACCGAAACGAACGCUAAAGCUGUCAAGGGCAAAGAGGUGACCGGCAGGGAUCUUCUUCGAGGACCUAAUCAUCACCUGGAUGGCGUCAAGAUCGUGCAACGUGAACUAUCCGAAGUUUUCACGAACGGGACCAUCGUGGAUGGGGCUUAUCUCGCUUCGGAUGAAUCGAAUCACUGCGUCGCUCUGAAGGAGUCUGUAGAUCCCAGCACGGGUCUCAGCAACUUUGGUGUUUGCAUCUUGGACGCAUCGACGGGGGUGUUUGAUUUGGCAUAUCUCGAAGACGACAUCGUCAAUACCAACUUGGAAACCCUCUUCCGCCAGAUCCGUCCAAAAGAGCUUCUUUAUGCAAAGAGCAACCUUUCCGUCAAUACACAACGACUACUGCGUGCCAUUCUGCCCGCUUCGACUCUGUGGGAGUCCUUUCAAAACGUCGAUCAAUUCUAUACCAGGGACGAAACAUUGAGGCGAUUGGCCGAAACCUAUCAGCUAGCCUCAGAUCCAGACAACAGCGGCAAGCCCAUCCUCCCGGAAGCCAUUCAAGCCAUGAGCCAUCGCCCGUUAGCGAUGGAAGCAUUCGGGGGCAUGAUGUAUUACAUCGAGACGAUGAACCUGGGCAAUGACUUGCUCACUCAGAAGAACUUCAACGUGUAUGAUCCAAUUCGUCAAGGGAAAAGCAUGAUCUUGGAUGGUCAUACACUCAAUCACAUGGAGGUUCUCACGAAUAAUGAAGGUGGCGAAGAGGGCACUUUAUUGGCGUUGCUCCAGCAGUGCUCCUCUCCCUUCGGUAAACGCUUAUUCCGACACUGGCUCAUCGCGCCAUUGCGUGAUGUUAAGAUGAUUAAUGACAGGCUUGAUGCAGUGGACGAGCUGCUCGCAAAUCCAGGCGUAAUGGGUGAUUUCACGCUCUUUGCGAAGAAAUUGCCUGAUCUCGAGAGAAUGGUGUCUAGGAUUCAUGCUGGUGCACUGAAGCAGCGAGAUUUUGACAAAGUCGUAGCUGCCUUCAGCAACAUCAAAGAAGCUAUGGAUCGGCUGUCCACCACUAUCACACCGCAGGACGCCAGAACUGUUCAUGGUAUAUUGCGUGCUUUCCCAGACAUUGGACCGCACGUGAGGAAGCUUGAAAAAAAGUACACUGUGAAGACCGAGAAAUCCACUUUCGAGAUCAUACCUCAGGAGCGUGCCGACGAAGACUGCAGCGCUGCUCAAGAUGAGAUUGACACGAUCAAGACCGACCUCGAAGAGUUCAGAGAGAAGACUCGGAGGUCUUUAGGUCUCUCUUCUGAUGCAAUCAAGUUCUGGCACAGCGCUCAAGGCGGAAGGGAAAUCUAUCAGCUUGAAGUUCCUUCCUCGACCAAGAUGUCAAGUGACAGAUGGAUCAAGCAGAGCGGUACACAGAAAGUCUCCCGCUAUUAUUCCGAAGACCUGAAAAGAUUGGUUCGAGAACUGCUUGAAGCUCAGGAGAAGCUCUCGACUGCAAAACAAGGCUUCUAUGGUCGGCUCAUGGCUGAGUUCGAUCAGGAUCGAGACCUGUGGCUCAAGGCUAUCAAGCUGCUUGCAGAGCUCGAUUGUCUUAUUUCCCUCGCAAGGGCAUCUCAUAACAUGGACGAACCAAAAUGCCGACCCACCUUCGUUGACUCGCCAGUCGCGUUCAUAGAUUUCGAAGAUCUGCGGCACCCUUCCAUGUGUCUCCGGAGUGACUUCAUACCUAACAAUGUCCAGCUCGGGGGCAAUGUGCCUCGGACGACGCUCUUAACGGGACCAAAUAUGGCUGGAAAAAGUACUCUUCUGAGGAUGACAGCCGCUGGAAUUAUCAUGGCCCAGAUGGGCUGUUACGUCCCGGCCAGCAAGGCCGUCCUAUCGCCAGUCGACAAGAUACAGACUAGGAUGGGAGCGUACGACAACAUGUUCGCAGCCGCGAGUACUUUCAAAGUAGAGCUGGACGAAUGCGCUCGGAUCCUUCGGGAAGCUGGUCCUAGAUCAUUCGUGAUACUUGACGAACUUGGUCGAGGAACCUCUACAUUCGACGGAAUGGCGAUCGCGGGAGCAGUGUUGCAUCAUCUCGCAACGCAUACUCUGCCUCUGGGCUUCUUUGCGACGCACUACGGAUCUUUGACUGACGACUACACCUACCAUCCGAACAUCCGCAGGAUGCACAUGAAGACUCACGUCGAUGACGAGCAACAUCAAGUUGUUUUCUUGUACAAAUUAGUGCCUGGGGUAGCGGAAUCAUCACAUGGAACCCAUGUUGCCACAAUGGCUGGCGUGCCUUCGGCUGUCGUCUCUCGCGCGGACCAGGUCUCUGCUGAGUUCUUCGAAGCUUUCAAGGCGAAAUUGGCAACGAGACGUCAAUCUUCUUUGUCUGUCGAAGCUCGAUCCGACAUCGCAUGGUUGAUCAAGCUCGCAUUGAAUGACAGCGAGACACAGACCGGAAACGCCGAGCAGGCUCAAUUUGAGAUGGAUAUGGUAAGAGCGGCGAGUGAUAAGAUUGUGGAGAUAUGAGCGAGUCGGAAAUAGCACAGGCAUGACGAAACAUCACGAAUUUUAUGGCACGAUUGACGACAUG